CUACAGCCAGCAUGACAGCUCAGGGAAAACACAUUGUUUGAGAGCGCGAGAGAGUGAAAGUAAGUGAUAAGGAGGAGAGAAAGAGGAGUAUCGAGAAAAGUAGGAAGAAGAUAAACAUCAAGACUGUAAGAAAUGAAAUAAAGGAAGUCUCGUCAAUCCAUGCCUCUAGUCCAUCUCUUUCUCUUCCCCAGCAGUAGGACUAUUUGGUCAUCACAAUGGCCCACAACCAAAGCAUUCCCCUUCGCCUCCUGUCCAACUUCUCCCUCCCCCAAAUCAUCCCUCCAUCCCUCACAAACCCCUCCUCAUCCCUCUAUCCGUUCUCCUCCUCGACAUCCCCCUCCCUGUUCCUGUCCACCUCCAUGCACAUCCUGAACACCACCAACACGUCUGUUUUCGGGGGAAACCAAAGCAUUGUGGGUAAUACCACCUCCACGACAGUAGGGGCUCUCAUCCUGUGUCUGGUCUUGCUGCUGGGCCUCCCCGGCAACCUCUUCAUCAUCUGGAGUAUCCUGGCGCGUGCCCGCCGCCGCUCCGUCACCACCCUCCUCAUCCUCAAUCUAGCGGUGGCCGACGGCUCACUCAUGGCGCUCACGCCCUUCUUCGUGAUCUACCUGGUCAAGAAGACCUGGGUUUUUGGCAACAUCAUGUGCAAGAUACUCUUUUACUUGUGCCUAGCCAACAUGUACGCCUCCAUCCAACUGAUCAUGCUGAUGAGCCUGCACAGGCUGGUGGCCGUGGUGUGGCCUAAGCGCGUCGCUGCACUUGCUGGAUGGAAGGCUGUACUGCGUGGGGUGCUGGUGCUGUGGACCAUGGUGCUGGUCGCGUCCAUCCCUGCGUUGCUGUUCAGGGACGAGCGGAAGACCGUGCACCCCAACGGGAAGAGCCGGGUAGUGUGUGAGUCGUUGCACAAGCAGCAGAGUCAUGUGGUGCUCCAGUACACGUUGGAAACAGUGCUGGGAUUUGUAGUUCCUUACGGGGUGAUUAUCGGCAGCUACAUCUGCAUCCUGCGGCGGAUCAGGCAGACAAGGUUCAGGAGGAGGAUCCGCAGUGAGAAUCUCAUCCUGGCCAUCGUGGUAACCUUCGGUGUCUUCUGGUUGCCCUACCAUGUCAUCAACAUCGUGCAGGUUGCUGCAGCACUUUCUCCAAAGGAUUCAACUCUAAAAGCAAGGCUUGACCCUAUUUGGCAGACCAGCCGUGCGGUCACCUCAGCCCUGGCCUUCAUCAGCAGCUGUGCCAACCCUGUCCUCUACACUUUUGUUGGCAAGUCCUACAUCAGGCGGGACGGCUUUGCCUUCAUGGCCCGCUUGUUCGAGGGCACGGCGCAGGACUCUGGGACAAGGAAGAGCCGACAGAACAGCCAGAAUAGCCGAGAGAGAGACAGGGAUGCAAAGGAGGUCGGACUGAAGGAAAAGGAGGGAGACCUAGAGUCGACAACCAGCUCCAAUGUCAUGAGUCCCGUCUGUGUGAAACCUGUUAAGAAUGGCAAGCCGGGCCCGAUUCCGACUUAGGAAAUGAUGCCUUUCUUUUGCACAUCUUUCCUACACAUUUCUCAGUAGUUUACCUUAUGAAGGUGAGUAAUGGGCUUCGCAGGAGUGGUUCCCUUACGCGCACUGAAGAAAUGUCAUUCACCUGCUGAAAACCCUCUUACUUACUGGCCAACAGAUUUUCUCGUGGAGUUUUCAUUCAAUAGAGUUUUCAGUACAUUUAUUUAGCCAUCCCUUUAAAUAUGGCGUACCUUUUAGUUUUGUUUACAGACUCGAUACAAUAUAUCGAGAGAAUCGGUUCAGAAUAUUAGGGAUCAAUUAAAGAAAGCCAUCUUAGUAUAUAUGUGCAUACUCCUCUCAGUUUCAGCACCAAGUGGUAGAUUUUAAAACACUCUGAUCUUUUAGAUUAUUUAGGGUUAGGAAAUUGUUUGUGAAUCCUAAAAAAAGGUUAGGAGGAAGAAAAUGGGUUUGAUUCAUACAGAAAAUUGCCACGUUCAGAUCUUUAACUCAUGGUAAUUUUGGAUGAUUAGUGAACAAAGAAAUAUAAUCGGGAGAAUAGUGUGAAAUAGUAGGCUAAACCUUCAUAUAUUUCCUGCACUAACCAUGGAACUGUGUGAUGACACAUCCAAGUAUUGCCCCAUACGCAACCAAACUGUUACGUUUGGUCUGUGCUCCUCUCCAUAACGAUUGAAUUAGCUAUGUCUUAAAAAAAAUAAUAUAUAUAUAUAAACCGUUACUAAUGAUCCUCACCAACAACCACAUGCCCGUGAUGGCGUUUACAGAGGAAGCAAAUGAAGGUUAACAAAAAAAAAAAUAGUGUCAUUAAAUGGAACGAUAAUGUAGACUACACCAACUGAAGGGAACUAACAGUAAAUUGGCAGUUGAAUAUGUGUUAUUAGGCCUACUGACGAUUGAUGCUGAUAGUGACUAAUAUUUAACAUGAUAGAAAUAGGAAACAGAGAAGGUCGGGGUAGCCUAUAAAUCAAGACAUUCGAGAGUGCCCAUCCCAGCAAGGUAAGGCCGUACAAUUUAAAUUUUGCCUAAUGGCACAGCAUUUCAUAAACGUCACUGUGGGAAAGUUGAUAUGCUUCAGUUUUCUACCAUUUGACUGGUUUCACAUAUGCCUCCAGCAAUUAUAAGAUCAAAUAUAUCUAAAACAGGUGUCAUUUAAAUGUAAAAUUCCCUUAUCCAAAGGGAUUACUCAUUUACCUAGCUCUUCCCAAUAGCUCUUAUCAAGUUAUAAAUUAGACCAAAAUUAAGUAGAUACUUUUUCCACUUUUUUCCUUAUUCAUGGUUUCCUCAUGCUAAAGGUGUUGGAAUUAUUACCUUCAUUUAUUCGGUCUCCACCACAAAUUAAUAGCAGGUGAAAAGCACGCUAUUCUCAUGCUUAAAUUGAAGGUCAGAAUACGCAUAGAGCGAAAAGUGCAUAAAAAAGCAAUUACACUCAUUUUACACAUGCUUAACUAUUGACCCGAUUCCGACUUAGGAAUGUAUGCCUUUCCUAUGCAUGCUUUCCCUAUGCAUGCCUUUCCUAUGCAUGCUUUCCUAUGCAUGCCUUUCCUAUGCAUGUUUUCCCUAUGCAUGUUUUCCCUAUGCAUGCUUUUCCUAGGCAUGCUUUCCCUAUGCAUGCUUUUCCUAUGCAUGCUUUCCCUAUGCAUGCUUUUCCUAUGCAUGCUUUCCCUAUGCAUGCUUUUCCUAUGCAUGCUUUCCCUAUGCAUGCUUUUCCUAUGCAUGUUUUUCCUAUGCAUGCUUUUCCUAUGCAUGUCUUUCCUAUGCACUUUUCAGUAUUUGGCAUUCAGACUUAUUUAGUCGUGUAAAGCGCUCUGCAGGAGUGGCUACCUUGCGCACUUUGAAUACAUUGCAUUCAACUGCUGAAAACCCUCCCCAUAUGCUGGGCAACAGAUUUUCUCUUGGGGUUUUCAUUCAAUGGGGUUUUCCUAUAGCUCUGGUCUCCAAUUUUCAUCUUUGCAAAUUAUGAGAGCACACAAUUAGAAUUCUGAAUAACUGCAUGGCUAUUUAUAUCCUAUUUCACUGUGCAAUACAGUAACUGUCAUGUUGAUAAGACUUUCAGUUUGCUUCCAUAUGGCUGGUUUCACAUGAGGAAAAGUUAUCUAAAACAAUUACCAUGUGUAUUUACAAUCCCCUUCUCAAAACGGAUUACUCAUUUACCUAGCUCUUAUAAAUAUAUAUGAUCAAGUUGUUAUUACAGUGCAUGGAGAAAUUGUGUUAUUUCUAUUGGAACAAAUUAAGUAGAUGCUUUUUCUACUUUGAACCGGGAGGUUUGCUAGACCUUAUUCAUGGGUUCCUCACGUAAAGGUGGUGGAAUUAUUAGGGAAUUAAGUCAAGGUCAGAAUACGACGUAUCUGUAGACACUCCUCCGCCUCACCUUCAUUUAUUCGGUCUCCACCUCGAACGAAUAGCAUACUAUUCCCAUGCUUAAGUUCAAGGUUUGAAUACGCAUAGAGAGGAAAACGCAUUAAAAAAAGGAAUAAAGUUCCAUUUACACACGCUUAACUCUGGUCGGAAACUGGGCCAUAGUGACUGGAAAAUGAAUGAGUUGGACGCUAUUUCAGAAGCUGUUUUGGAGGGAAUGUAGUUUCCUGUAGUUCGCAUGGUUGGCCACUAGAUGUGCAAAUCAUGUUUCCUAAUGGUUCAUGACUGACUGAACCAUAUCUCUGUUUUUAGAGGUGGUGAUUCAAGCUCAGUGGGUGGUGGAGUGAAUUUAGUCAAUUGUCUUUACAGUAUGCUUUGUCUGACUCUCUCUCCUUCUCUCCAUUUGUGUGUGUGUCCGCGCGCAUGUGAUUUACUGCUGUAAGUACACUACAAUACCAUAUUGUUAGAGUAAAAAGAGCACUGUAUAAUGUAAAGUGUUACCAAUAUUUGUAUAAUUGUUUACCACAUUUAUUUGAUCAAAAGCAUUAAGACAUGUUGUGUUUGUGCCAGUGCAAAAAAAUUAAAAACACUUUUCUCAGAGAAGAUAUGGCUGCCGUUGAUUGAUUAGGAAACUCUUAGAGGUGAGAUCGACAUUCACAACAAGACAGCUAUCAGAAGAGUCAUGACCGACUGGCAAGCAAUAGCAUGCAGGACUUUCACAAUCAGUCCAGUCAUUUCUUUGCCUUCAGGGAAUUAGUUUCCCUCCUCUUCCUCCUUUUUUCCUGGAACUAUUGUCAUCUCUUUUUCUUGUUCUGCCUCCUCGUCCUCCACCUCUCUUUUCCCUGGAACCAUUGUCAUCUCUUCAACCUCUCCCUCUGGUUUCCCACCUCCCCAGUCCUCCUUCUCUUUCUCUCUACCGCUACCAUCAUGCUUUGCUCUCACGCUGGGCAUGUCCAUGUUGGUGGCCGUCCCCUCAAGCAGCUGUGCCACGCCCCCAAAACACCUGGAGGAGGAGCCAUAGAUUGUGAGGGAGGAGCCAGAGCAGGAGCCAGCCAUGGUAUAGAGCAGAGGGUUGACAGCACUGCUGAGGUAAGCUACAGCUAUGACCACUGUCCUAGCUCUCAGACAGAACCCCAGCAAAUCCGUGGAAGACCCGGAGAGAACGGCCCCCACCUGAAACAAGGAAUCAUAAGUUUCAUUAUGAACUUGAACUAUGUCUACAGACAGUAGAUUUGUGUUUUAAUGCUAUUUUUUUAAUCCCAAAUUUUGAUCUUGUCUCAUCGCUGCAACUCCCCAACGGGCUCAGGAGGCAAGGUCGAGUCAUGAUUCCUCCGAAACAUGACCCGCCAAACCGUGCUUCUUAAUACCCGCACCAAUGUGUCAGAGAGAACACUGUUCACCUGACGACCGAGGUCGGCCUGCAUGCGCCCGCCCCGCCACAAGGAGUUGCUAGAGCGCGAUGUGCUAACUAAAGCCCCCCCCCCAGCCAAACCCUCCCCUAACCCUGACGACACUGGGCCAAUUGUUCGCCGCCCUAUGGGACUCCCGAUCACAACCGGUUGUGAUACAGCCCGAGAUCGAACCCAGGUCUGUAGUGACGCCUUAGACCGCUGUGCCACUCGGGAGGCCUCCAAUGGUGACUUUAAAACAGUUACAGAGUUUAAUGGCUGUGAUACGAUAAAACUGAGGAUGGAUCAACAACAUUGUAGUUACUCAACAAUUCUAACCUGAUUGACAAAAUGAAAAGGAGCCUGUAAGAAAUAUUCCAAAACAUGCAUCCUGUUUGCAACAAAGCACUAAAGUAAUACAGUGAAAAACGUGGCAAAGCUUUUUGUCCUGAAUAAAAAAGUGUCCUAUUUGGGACAAAUCCAAUACGACACAUUACUGAGUACCACUCUUUGCAUCAUGUUAUGGAUGUGCUUGUAAUCGUUAAGGACAGGGGAGUUUUCAGCAUAAAAAAGAAUUGCUGCCAAAGGUGCUUGUGCAAAGUAUUGACUCCGGUAUGUAGAUAUUUCUGUGUUUCAUUUUCAAUAAAUUUGCUAAACAUUUCUGAAAGCAUUUUUUUCACUUUGUCAUAACGGUUUAUUGUGCGUCGAUGGGUUAUUAUUAUUAUUUUUUUAAUCCAUUUUGUAUUCAGGCUGUAAAACAACUAAACGUGGAAUAAGUCAAAGGGUAUAGAUAUUUUUUGAUGGCACUGUAUGUACGUACUGUAUAUACAGUGCAUUCAUACCCCUUGACUUAUUCUACGUUUAGUUUCACAGCCUGAAUACAAAAUGUGUUAAAUAAAAAAGGUUCCUCGUCAAUCUACACACAAUACCCCAUAAUGACAAAGCGAAAAUCGAUUUAAUUUUUUUUUUUUUGCUAAUUUAUUAUAAGUAAAAAAUUUUAAAAAAACGUUAUUUACAUAAGUAUUCAGACCCUUUAAUAUAUAUGCCCACUUGCAGGAUGUUGACCAGGUGGUACGGAGCCCACAAGAGGGCGAAAGUCACGACUAUCAGUGUGAUGAGGCGGUUGGUCUUCCUGUAGGAGCGGUGGUGCCAGUGGGCACGGCUGGAUGCUAAGGCAUGAGCGAUGCGUAAGUAGCAGAACGUCAUGAUGCUGAAGGGGACCAGGAACGCAGUAACUGUUUCUAGGGAAUAGUGGAACACCUGGUGGAGAGGAUAGGACGAGAAACGAUUUGAUUUCAUUAUUAAAGUGUCUUCAGGAUGCCAAGCCCACAUGGGGUUACAUUUUAGUAUGAGUGUAAUUACAUAUUUUAUCUACUUAAAUUGCAGUUCUUGUCUGUUACAAAUAAAUGCAUCAAAAACUAUGUUGACAGAUUGAUCAAUUGUUUUAGCUAUAUCCACAUCUAUUUAGAAUAAAUAUGCAUAUAGAAUUUAAAAAAUCUACGAUAUGUUUUAUGGAAAACAGAUGAAAUAAUGUGGUGUACAAUACUAAAAUAACAAGAUGUAUGAAGGAAUAUUCUGUCAGUAAAGUUACCUGGUGGGCGGGCCCGGGGUGAUGCGUGGUACACUCCCCCUUUCGGACCUGGCGGUACACAAGCUGAGGAGUGGGCAGCACCGUAGCCAGCGCCCACACCACACCCAUGAUAGGAAAGAGCCUCGACUUCGUCCGGACGCGCUGGGACCAGAAAGGGCGUAGCACGCCAUGGAGUCUGUCGACCCCCAUCAAGGUAAUCAAUAGGAUGCUGAGGUACAUGUUGAUGCCACAGACAUAAUGCAGGAGCUUACACAUUAUCUCUCCAAACUCCCAGACUCUGGCCUUGAAGAGCUGGUGAAUAAAGAAGGGUGCGGAGAGCAGCACGAGUGCGUCAGCGGCCGCUAGCUGGAGGAUGAAGAGGGACGUGAUGGAACGGCGACUCAGGCGGAAUAGUAUGGUCCAAACCACUAGGAGGUUUCCGGGGAGACCCAAGGCCAUAGCAACCAGGAGAAAGGAGAUUCCAACAGAAUAAGGGAUGGAGGGGUUGGGAGCGGAUGAGUCGGUAGAGAAGUAGGUGGUGGUAUUCCAUGCUGUGGAUUCCAUCCUGAGAGUCGGAAUCGAGAAA
Oncorhynchus nerka (sockeye salmon) is the source of this 7401-nucleotide messenger RNA. RefSeq names its product leukotriene B4 receptor 1-like. Lineage: Eukaryota; Metazoa; Chordata; Actinopteri; Salmoniformes; Salmonidae. The coding region runs from base 216 to 1508 and encodes 430 amino acids. Gene Ontology annotation, molecular function: leukotriene receptor activity; complement component C5a receptor activity. The transcript is spliced from 7 exons. Gene Ontology annotation, biological process: complement receptor mediated signaling pathway; positive regulation of cytosolic calcium ion concentration; phospholipase C-activating G protein-coupled receptor signaling pathway. Gene Ontology annotation, cellular component: plasma membrane. The record is from RefSeq and is a predicted model, not a curated record.